AUGUAUAUUAAGGAAGUUCGCAUAAAAGGAUUCAAGACUUAUCGAGAUGAGACGGUAAUAACUUUCGAUCCAGGAUGUAAUUGUAUAGUAGGCUUAAAUGGUAGUGGCAAGUCAAAUAUACUAGCAGCAAUUCAAUUUCUAUUUUCUGAUACAAUUGGCAAUGUUCCAGCAGAAAGGAAAGCUUUGUUACAUGAAGGUGUAAGCUCAGCAGUAUCAGAAGCCUCAAUAGAGAUUCUUUUAGAUAAUACAAGUCGACGUUUAUCAAUGUAUGACGAGAAUAUAGUUAGUUUGAAGAGGGUAUUUAAUAGUACUUGUCAAAAAGAAGAAUGGAUAAUUGCUGGUAAACAUAUUUCAAAGAAAGACUUCGAGUCGGUUCUAGAGAGCUGUGGAAUAUCUAGAAGUAAUCCAUAUUUUAUAGUAAGGCAAGGAAAAGUGACAGAAUUAGCGACAAUGUCAGAUGCUGCUCGUUUGAGAUUAUUAAGGGAAAUAGCUGGUACUAGGACAUAUGAUGAAAGGCGAGAAGAGAGUAUGAGGUUACUACUUGAGACGGAGACAAGGAAAACGAGAGUUGAUAUUGUUUUUAGCGAUAUUCAAAAACGCAUAGAGACCCUUAAAGAAGAACAGAAAGAAUUUCGUGCAUAUGUCAAUCUAGACAAAAGAAAAAGGGCUCUGGAAUAUCUUUUAGUUGAGUCAGAAUGGGAGGAAGCUAGUAAAGCUGAACAGGAAUACUUUGAAAAAUUAGAAAAGACAGAAAAGAACCUGGGUGCAGUAGAUGAGGAGUACUUAAUGAUUGAAACAAAAAGGACUAAAGAAGAGGAACUGAGGAAAAUUUUGGAAGGAGAGAUAAACAUACUGAAAAUAGAGAAAAAACAUAUGCAAAAUAAGAUUGUUGAAGCUUCAGGAACUGUAAGAAAAUUGGAACUUGAGAUUAUAGAAUAUGAGAAGAAUUGUAAAUCUACAGUUCUGACACAGGAGAAAGAAAGCAAAAGAGUUAUUGAAGAAUUAGAAGCUGAAGUUGCUAGAAAGAGGAAGUCGCUUGAGUUGAUAAAAGAAUCAUAUAACAAUAUGAUAAGGGAAAAGGAAAUAUUGCAACAGCAAGAGUCCUUUUUAUUAUCAAAACAAUUGGAACAAAGCUAUAGUAAUAUAGAGGAAAGAAAUAAUGCUCUACAAAAUAAAUUAAACCAGCAUAAAAGGUCACAAAAACAACUGGAGGAGAAUUUAUUUACUAUUAGGAGUUCCUUGGAGGUUAAGAACAAGGAACUUGAAUCAUUGGAUAAAAAUCUUAAUAAAUGGCAAAAGCUAGAGAAGAAAUCUCGAGAAGAAUUGGAUUCAAUAGCUAUUGAACUACAUAAAGUAAAUGAAGAAAAGUAUUCAAUUAUAGAAGAAAAGCAUGGAGUGGAAAAAGUGUUAUUUAAUAUAAAUAAUAAGCUCAAACCUUUGUUAACCACGAUAAUAGAGAAGGAGAAGAGUAUAGAGAAACAUAUCAAGCCAUCUAUUAGAAAGGGAAUAUCAUUAAUUCAUGAGUAUUGCAAAGCUGAAAACUUUCUUUGGGGGUUUGGUAAUAGCUCAAGUAAUGAAGAUCUUCCUUUAAUAUGUGGAACUUUACUUGAGAACAUUAAUGUAGAUGAUAUCUAUGCUAUAGCAGUGGAGGCUGCAGCUGGUAGGAAUCUACACACUAUUAUAGUUAAAAAUCAAGAAGUAGCUGCAAAGGUCAUUGAAUAUUUAAAUUCAAAUAGAUUGAAGGAUGAGAGUGUCGAUUAUUCGUUAAUUUUAAGUCCAGUUGAAGAGAUAUCAAAGAUGAAUUUUGGAAAAAGUAGAAAAAAUUUAGAUGGGAUAGAUGGAGCUAUUAAAAUGAUUGAUGUUCUUUCUUUUGAUGAACGUUUGAGGAGUAUUAUAGAGCAGGUAUUUGGUAAAUUUGCAAUUGUAGAAAAUUUUGAAAUUGCAAAGAAGAUUGUUGAAACAUACAAUAUGAGUUGUGUUACUUUAGAUGGUGAUGAGUGGGAUAAUAAAGGGUGUAUUAGAGGUGGAUAUAGAUAUAAUCUUGAAUCUGAGAAUUUAUUUACUCAAUCAGAAGAAUUAAAGACUCUAUUAAGAGAAAGAGAUUCUUUAAUUAAAGAGAAGGAUCUAGCAGAGUCCAACUUUCGUAGUCUUGAAGAGAGCAUUAACAAUAUUGAAAGAAAGAAGGAGCAGAUCUUGUACUCUAAAGAACAGGUUUCAUCUGAUAUAUCUAAAGCGACUGAAAUGAUUCAUCUAACUGAAAGUAGAGUGCGCAAUAUUGAGUCAACUAUUAACAAGAUAUCUCAAGAAGAAGAAAAAUUGGUAGCAAAUUUAGACAUUAAUCAAGGAUAUAUUACUGAAAUAUGUAAGGAAAUGUCUAGCAAGACGCUAUCUAAGGGUCUAAAUUAUAAAGAAGAACUAAAAUUAAAGGAGUUAAUUAAUUCAUUAAGGGAAUUGAAUCAUGAAAAAUUUCCACCAAUUGAAGAGGAGGUUCAUAGACUAACUAAUUCAUUAGAAGAAUCAGAGAUCCGAUUGAAUUCUCUACUUCAGGAGUAUUAUCAACUUCAAGAAGAAACAAAUGAAAGGAACCAAAAUAGGUCAUUUUCAACUGAGAAUUUGAGUGAUAUAAAGUCAACUUUACGAGAAGAGAAAUCAAAGCUAAAGAGGUUGAAUGAAAGAAUAGAUGAAAUCUCUGAUAGAAUCAAGAAAGUUGAUGAUGAAAUAAAGUCUUGUGAAGAUAAGCAGGAAAAUUUCCGCAUAACCGAAUCAAAUUUGCUUGAUCAACAGAAGCAACUUCAAGGAGAGGUUGAACGUUUAAGAAGUAAGUAUGAACACUAUCGUCAUAUGAAGAGUAUUGCUACUCAAGAAAAAGUAUGUCUGGGAUGCCCUGAUAACUUAUCUUUUACUAUUAAUAAUUUGCCAUCUACUAAAGUUGCAAUUUUCGAGGAGCUAGAAAAAGUUAAAGAACAGUUAAAUACUGAAUUUCAUACAGUUAACAAAAAGGUUAUCAGUGAAUUGGAUCACUUUAUCCGUGAAUAUACGGAUUUAUCCGAGAGGCAUAAUGAAUUAAAUACAGCUAUGACAUCUAUACAAACUCUUGUGGAAACAUUAGAUAUUCAGAAAGAAAAAACCUUACUAAAGAUUUUUGAAGAGAUCAACUUUUAUUUUAAUCAAGUUUUUAAAGAAUUAAUUCCAAAUGGAGAUGCCAAACUAGUACUAAAAGUUUCUUCUCAAGAUAAACUGGAGAAUAGUAACCAAAGUAAUAUAAAUUUAUCAUCUGAUAGGCAAGCAAACCAAAAAAGGUCAAAAAAAAAUUUGUCAGAACUGAAGAAUAUUGAUAAUAGUAGUGAAUCUACUUUUAUUGGCAUUGGGAUGCGUGUAUCAUUCCAAGGAGUCCCUAAUUCAAGUCCAAGAAUUUCUAAUGGAUCUAAUUUAGCACAAAAUAAAACGUCUAGUUACUACUCUCUUAACCAGCUUAGUGGAGGACAAAAGACUUUGGUUGCCUUAGCUUUGUUAUUUGCAGUACAUAGGGCAGAUCCUGCUCCUUUAUAUUUACUAGAUGAGAUAGACGCUGCAUUGGAUGAUCAAUAUCGCUUGUCUGUAGCAACAUUGAUUCAGAAACAGGCUUUGUCAACUCAAUUUAUUAUUACUACCUUUAGGCCUCAGUUUAUAGAUAUUGCAGAUAAAUUUUUCCAAGUGUCUCAGGUUAAUAGAUCAAGUCUUGUUAAAGAAAUUAACAAGCAACAAGCUUUGGAACUACUACAGGAGCAACUUCAACAACAAAAAGUGUUGGAAAUUACUGAGGGAUAG
Molecule: messenger RNA, 3807 nt
Organism: Cryptosporidium muris RN66
Lineage: Eukaryota; Apicomplexa; Conoidasida; Eucoccidiorida; Cryptosporidiidae
Product: structural maintenance of chromosomes protein, putative
Exons: 1
Coding region: 1-3807 (1268 amino acids)
Biological process (GO): mitotic sister chromatid cohesion
Cellular component (GO): chromosome
Molecular function (GO): ATP hydrolysis activity; protein binding; ATP binding
Source: RefSeq, a predicted model, not a curated record